AAUAAGUUGACCUUAUUCUUAAACAAACUACAUAAUUACAGGCUAGUUGGCGAAGCCAAAACUAUUGCCCAAUUGACCAAGUCGAUCACAAACUAAAGUUGACACAAGCAUACCAUUCUGACAGUAUAAUUCAUGAGAUGACACUAUAAUUUCAGUAAUAACUUCUAAGCAAGAAAAACUUGUAUUAAGAAUGGUGCUUUUUUGCCCGUUCUUUUUCAAAUUUCUUUGUAUUUUAGCUGUCAGAGUCCUGGUUCAUGGACAGGAUCAAUCAGGCUUCAUUAGCCUUGAUUGUGGCUUGCAAGCAAAUUCUAGCUAUACAGAUGAAAAGACAGGCCUAAAGUACAUUUCAGAUGCAGCAUUCAUUGAAACAGGCGUAACUAAGAGCAUAGCACCUGAAUUUCUUGGUAGCUUCAACCAGCAACUACGGCAGGUUAGGAGCUUUCCUAAAGGCGAUAGAAAUUGUUACAAAGUGGAACUUGUUAAAAACACUAGAUAUUUGAUCAGAGCUACUUUCCUGUAUGCAAAUUAUGAUGGCUUAAAUAAGCUACCAGCAUUUGAUCUGCAUAUAGGACCUAAUAAAUGGGUUAAUGUGCAAAUUACCAAUCCAUUGAUUUAUCCGAUAAAGGAGAUAAUUCAUGCUCCUACAUUCAACAACAUAUACGUUUGUCUUGUAAGAACAGGCCCCUGGACACCUUUCAUAUCAGCAUUAGAAAUAAGACCUUUGCAUAAUAGCACAUACGUAGCCCAGUCAGGAUCUCUGUCACUCUUCAAUCGCGUGGAUGUUGGUUCUUUAACAAAUCAAACAAUCAGGUAUCCAGACGAUGUUUAUGAUCGUAUGUGGCUUCCCUUUCAUUUCGACAAAGGGACAGAUAUAAGUACCAAAGAAAAUAUUACUUCUGGUAUUGAUUAUUUUCAGCUACCAUCAACUGUUAUGAACAGUGCAACCGUACCACUUAAUGCUAGCGAGCAAAUAAUACUGAAUAUAGACACUCAGGAUAAUACCUUUCAAGCGUAUGUCUACAUACACUUUGCUGAAAUUGUUAGGCUUGAACCAAACCAAUCCCGUCGAUUCAACAUUUCUCUGAAUGGUAAGAUCUUGUACGGACCUGUUACUCCUAAACACUUGGAGGCAACCACUGUAUACAGCCAGUCAGCCAUCCCGGGAGGAAAGUUUCUGUUUUCUUUCUACGGAGUUGGAGGUUCAACCCUACCACCCCUUCUCAAUGCACUUGAACUUUACUCCGUAGUAGAUCUUUUACAUUCAGAAACAAAUCAAGUAGAUGUUAAUGCUAUUACGAAGAUUAAGUCAACUUAUGGAAUAACAAGAAACUGGCAAGGAGAUCCAUGUUCUCCACAGGAUUAUAAAUGGGAUGGUCUUAACUGCACCUACAGCAAUACUGCUUCACCAGUAAUCACAUCAUUGGAUUUUUCAUCGAGUGGAUUGACAGGGGAGAUAGAUCCUGAUAUAUCCAAUCUAAAAUGGCUGGAAACUCUGGAUUUAUCAAACAAUAGUUUAACUGGACCUGUGCCUGAUUUUCUCUCUCAACUGCCCUUGAAAUCACUAAACUUGGCAGGAAACAAUCUCACAGGGACAAUUCCAGCGGACCUCUUUAAUAGAUGGCAAAGUGAUCUACUGUUUUUAAGUGUUAGCGGAAAUCCACAGCUUUGUGCAUCAGUUUCUUGCAACUCUGACAACAAGAAGAAUAUUACGGUUCCAGUUAUAAUCUCGGUUACUGCACUUUUUGUCAUUAUAGCAGGAUCAGCAAUCAUAUUGUGGAGGCUUAAGAAAAGAAAACAACAAGGUACAGUUCCAAACGGGUUUUGUUGGGUAAUGAUAUGGCCAGUAGUUGGGAAGAUGGAAGCUGAAGCCAAGAGAGAACCACUGGAACUCCAAAAACGACAGUUAAGAUACUUUGAAAUCGUGCAGAUUACGAAUAACUUUCAGAGGAUUCUUGGUAAGGGAGGAUUUGGAACAGUUUACCAUGGUCACUUGGAUGAUAUGGAAGUAGCAGUAAAGAUGCUCUCUCCAUCCUCUGCUCAAGGAUAUAAGGAGUUUCAGACAGAGGUGAAGCUUCUUCUUAGAGUUCAUCAUAGAAACUUGACAUCCUUGGUUGGAUAUUGCGAUGAAGGCAACAAGAUGGCGCUUAUUUAUGAGUACAUGGCUAAUGGAAAUUUAAGAGACAAUCUCUCAGAUGGCAACGGGAACUUCUUAAGUUGGGAAGAAAGGCUACGAAUAGCCCUUGAGGCAGCACAAGGACUGGAGUAUCUUCACAACGGUUGCAAGCCACCAAUCAUACACAGGGAUGUGAAGCCUACAAACAUAUUGCUGAACAAUAAAUUCCAAGCAAAACUAGCUGAUUUUGGGCUGUCAAGAAUUUGCCCGGUUGAAGGUGGCUCUCAUGUGUCAACCAUUGUUGCUGGCACUCCAGGCUACCUUGAUCCUGAGUACUACGCAACCAACUGGUUAACUGAGAAAAGCGAUGUGUUCAGCUUUGGAGUUGUUCUGUUAGAGAUAAUUACAAGCGGACCUGUAAUUUCAAAAACUAGGGACGGGGACACGACUCAUCUAAGUCAAUGGUUUAGUUCCAUGGUUGAAAAAGGGGACAUUCAAAGUAUUGUUGAUCCAAGGUUAGGAGAUGAUUUCGACAUCAAUUCACUCUGGAAAGUUGUAGAAUUAGCAAUGGCUUGUGUUUCUGCAACUUCUGCUCAAAGGCCCACUAUGAACCAAGUGGUGAUAGAAUUGAGCGAGUGCUUAGCUACAGAGACGGUGAAAACAGAGGGAACUAGCUCUCAGUCAUAUAGUACUGUCUUGCAUACUGAACUAACUCCACUGGCAAGAUAGGUUAUCAAUUUUUUUUGUUUCUCAAAAUCAACUGCGGUGAAUAUGGAAAAUUUUAUAUUCUGUAAUUUAUUGAAAUCAAAAUGAAUGACUGAAACCAUUAGGAUGUGGCCUCGUGCCCAGGCUAUUUGCGGGA
This is a messenger RNA of Ricinus communis (castor bean), 2975 nucleotides long. RefSeq names its product probable LRR receptor-like serine/threonine-protein kinase At1g51860. Gene Ontology annotation, molecular function: protein binding; ATP binding; protein kinase activity. Bases 191 to 2842 code for a protein of 883 amino acids. Lineage: Eukaryota; Viridiplantae; Streptophyta; Magnoliopsida; Malpighiales; Euphorbiaceae. The transcript has 13 exons. The record is from RefSeq and is a predicted model, not a curated record. Gene Ontology annotation, biological process: protein phosphorylation.